GGAAGUAGACGACGAAUUAUGAAAUGUACUGUGGCAGUGUAUGGUCGGAUAUGAUAACGCUGAGAUACAUUCGUGGCUUGUAAAGAGUACUGGAAUGUCUCAUAUAUUUGUACAAGUACGAUUGUGACUGACGAAAACACCAACUGAUCGUCAAUCUACGGUGGCGAGUUAAAAUCAGAGGUCAUGUCGGCCAUAAAGAUCGCCCUUCAGCAGAAUCAGAAGAGGAACAGGAGGAAAACACCAGAAACCCAAUCUGCCGAGGUGUCGCCCGACUCAAAGUGUCCUAUCUGCUUGGACCUAUUUAACAACAUUUCCUAUCUGGACAUCUGCCUUCACAAGUUCUGUUUUCGCUGCAUCCAUGAGUGGUCUAAGAACAAGGCCGAGUGCCCUUUAUGCAAGCAGCCGUUUAAUUCAAUAUAUCACAGUAUCAAAUCGGAGCAGGACUUUAAACAAUAUGACCUGAAGCCAGUGACGAAUGGAUCCUUUGGGAUGUUUGGUGGGGUGCGCUUUAGGUACCGCACUACUCUUACUGGAGUGCAACGACAACAAUGGGGACGGACCUCCACCCCGCCAGACAACGGCGUCCUAUUUGAAUCGUCAGCAAAUCCUCCCCAGCAGCGUGAGACUCGCUUCAUGAGGCGCGUUAAGAUGUCGAUGGCGGCCAGGAGGAAAGCCGCAAGCGAAGGCAGGACGCUGCACAACAUCAGAGAGCAAGAAAUGAUCAACUUCAGGCGGGAUCUCUACCGACAGGGGCUGAGGGUUCGCAACGUCCGUGAUGGCGGUCGCUGCCGGGACACUUCAGCUGAGUUCUAUCGCAAGAAUCCUGCCUGUCUACACAGACUCAUCCCGUGGCUUAAACGAGAGCUGGUGGUGCUCUAUGGAGCUCACGGCUCCCUGGUUAACAUAGUGCAGCACAUAAUCAUGUCACGCAUCACACGUGUCGAUGUGGAAGACGGAGCCAUCCAGGAGGAGCUUCGACCAUUUCUUCAGGGCCGCACGGAACAUUUCCUGCACGAGUUCAUUAGCUUUGCAAAGUCCCCUUUCAACAUGGAAGCCUACGAUCAGCACGCCGUGUAUGACGGCUCGACCCACUCCUCUAAUUCAGACAGCAGCUCUACCUCAUCUGUAAUAGCCAUCUCUGAGGAUGAGGGAAGCUCUGUGCACUUAGAACCCCCUCGAACGCCAGGAUACAACACGUCCAAUCUGAGCCUCUCCCUGUGGGACGAUGAGACGCCCGGGCCGUCGUACUCCACCACGGCAGAGCAAAGCAGGGCAGAAAGGGAGUCGGUCCAGAACUCUGAUUCAGAUAGCAGCGUUGAGGAAGGAGCGCAAGAGUUGGCGGAUUCUCCAGCUGAUCAAACCAAAUCGACCCAAAUUCAAGUUGAGGAUAGUUUGUCUUCGGACAGCGACGAUUGUCUCAUUGUAGGUUAUGUGAAGCCCAAUGUUGAUAGAACUCCUGAGCUGGUGCACCUCUCCUCCGAUUCAGAGUCUAUCAGUGACAACAUUAAAGAAGAGCCUCCUGAACCGCAGAAAAGAUCUGGUACACUUAACUCUGGCCGACACAACACAUCCAGCCAAUUGGAAAGUAAAGACCGAGGCCGUCGUGACCGAUCAAGCCAGAAACGCAGCUCGCACAAGAGGAAGAAGUCAAGCCGAGAGCACAGAUGUCACAGCAGGAGCUCAGUUACCUGUCACAGUAGAGAAUAUUCAUACUCUAGCAGCAGAGAAUCUCACCACACAAAUGAUGACAGUAAAUAUCAAAGGAAAGAAUCCUACUUUCGCAGUAGCCGAAAGCUUUCGUAUCGACACACUCGCUCAAGGAGUCGAAGCAGAGACUCAAGGCGACGAGACAGAAGGAAGUCUCGGUCUAGGACUUAUUCCAGCAGUCGCUCGCCGUCAACGUUCUUGAAGAGAUCGCAUCACGACAAGCCUGGUGGCAAGAGAAAGUACAAACUGCGACAUUUGGAGGACCAUCCCAAAGACGACGACACUUGUGAAAGCAAAGAUAAGACCAGGGAAGAGGAGAACAGUAGUCCGAAAGUGGAGCUCGACAAUGAGACAAGUGCUUCCCACCGGAGCAGGCGUCACAAGAAGAAGAAGAAGCACAAGAAGAAGAGUAGAAGGCACAAGAGCAGCGAGCGUGUGGAGAAACGCUCGUCUUUUAUCACCAUCAACAGCGACAGCGAUCACGUUAACACCUCCAGCAGAGACUUAACACCUGUCAACAACGUCACUGGCCAGACAAUGGACUCCAAUUAUCCAGUGCUGACUUGAUAUGCCGACAAAGCUUUUAACUGCAGUAUUUUUAAUUUUACUGCUUCCGAUCAUCACCAACAUGGACUAUUUAGCAACUUCAUUAUAAACAAGGACACAUGGGGAUAUUGUUCUUAAAAGUCGUUUUUGAAAUGUGUUUACUUAAGGCACACUCAGGGAUUAUUUACAGUGAUUUUUUGUCCUGUUAAGUCCCCUAUGCCACAUGACGAUGUUCAUCUGUUGCACUUGGAACAGCAAGAAUAUUUGUAUUAAAUCUUAUUUUAGUGUC
Messenger RNA from Nerophis ophidion (straightnose pipefish), 2542 nucleotides. It is a transcript of the gene toporsa, whose product is annotated as topoisomerase I binding, arginine/serine-rich a. Gene Ontology annotation, molecular function: ubiquitin protein ligase activity. Gene Ontology annotation, biological process: protein monoubiquitination; protein polyubiquitination. NCBI's taxonomy places the organism in Eukaryota, Metazoa, Chordata, Actinopteri, Syngnathiformes, Syngnathidae. The transcript has 2 exons. Bases 184 to 2274 code for a protein of 696 amino acids. The record is from RefSeq and is a predicted model, not a curated record.